CAAUAUGGAGUUGUGUUCAGUAUUAGUAUGAGAACUGCUGACUCGUCCCUGGGAACAUCCUCAGACCAGUCACUAGGAGAGAGCCUGGUGGAUUCUCAGACUAUAUCUGUGGAACAGGGUUCCACGACCACAGACAGUGGAUCCACAGAGCCCAACAGUGAAUUUGAAGAUUUUAUAGAUCUAAGUGUUACCAAUAAAAACUUUGAAGUGAAGGCCCAGCAGUCGCUGUUCGCCCACCAGACGACGGAUGACUUGCUGAACCUCAACACGAACAGUAUUGACAAUAACCUGGACAACAUCAGCUCCGACUCCCAUCCUAAGCCUAUAAUUGCCUUUGAAGACAAUGCAGCCCGGCGACAGGAAGUCACAG
Messenger RNA from Mizuhopecten yessoensis (Yesso scallop), 370 nucleotides. RefSeq lists its product as uncharacterized. The transcript has 2 exons. The annotation marks the transcript as partial. NCBI's taxonomy places the organism in Eukaryota, Metazoa, Mollusca, Bivalvia, Pectinida, Pectinidae. The record is from RefSeq and is a predicted model, not a curated record.